UUUCUCAUCUUUCGUGUGCUUGUGAGGUCCCGACAAGUGGUCUACCCACCUUCUGCUGCAGCCAGCGUCCCCUUCCCUCCAUCUGUGACCCUCAGCAUUCAGCGAAGCUUCCCUCCACCCUCACAUCUAUACUAAGAAGAAAAUACAAGUAAUGAAAGAAAUAAUGAAAUCAGGUUGAAAAAAUCUUUCAAAAUACUACUGAAAUCGAGAAGACAUUCCAUCAAAGGAUUACGAGACGUAAACAUUGACAAAAGGUCAUGAAGGAGAAUUAUACAUACGGAAUAGUUUAGAACUGUCUUUGCACAACCUUGCGAGUGAGAAUCAUGUGUGAAUCCGAGGCUCACUGCCUGGCAGUGUCUGGAGGCUCACCUGGCGUCGAAAGACUCAACGUCCCUAGCCCUGGGGAGGAAGAGGCGGCCUCCGAAAACCCUAUAGAUUCCCUGGUCACCAGAGACUCUCAAGACGGAAGCCAACAUGAUCCCGCGACGGAGAAGGUACCUUCGGAUGUUUUUAGCGAAUCGGAUGUAAACUCUAGACUUGAUGUUGGUUCUGGUGAGGCGAAAGAUCCUUUGGGGCUCACUACAAGUACCUCCAAGGAGUCUUUAUCCAGGGAGUCUGACGAGAUAGAAGGGGUUGAUCCCUUCAGCGACAAGCCGAACAAACUCAACGACAGAAGGGGAUCCAAAACCGUAAACUUUAAAGAACCCGAAGUAGAGGAAUCCCCGACGCAAAAUGGGUCUUUCUCAGCUUCUUCCAAGGGAGGCAUCUUCCUGGAGGAGGAGGACGCCAAGACUGAGAAACACAUCAACAAACAGUGGACGCUCGGAGAGGGCAACCCUGUUUAUCGUCUGUCCUUGAAACUUUCUCCAAACCUGUUCAACAUGACGGAGAUCCCAGGAGCAAACCAGCACCGGGAGGCGGAGAAGGCGGGCUACCUGACGAAGCUCAGCGGCCGCACCUUCCCUUACAUACCCCAGUGGAAGAGAAGGUACUGCGUCCUGGCCAAGGGUAGCCUCUUCUACUACGAGCGGGAAGACAGUAAGCCGGGGGAAAAGGCCAACGGGGUCAUUAACCUCGCAUACUUCGACCACGUGGCUGAGGCAGGACCCAAAGACUGCAAGAAAGCUACCAAUGUGUUCGUGAUCACCUCUCAAGACCGCAGCUUCUUCGAUCCCGUGAGUAUAAUGAAUAUCUUGAAUGAGGUGGUAAAAGACAUGACUGAUUGAUGGUUAUCAGUGGCU
Molecule: messenger RNA, 1241 nt
Organism: Cherax quadricarinatus
Lineage: Eukaryota; Metazoa; Arthropoda; Malacostraca; Decapoda; Parastacidae
Source: RefSeq, a predicted model, not a curated record